This is a messenger RNA of Tripterygium wilfordii, 998 nucleotides long. RefSeq lists its product as uncharacterized. The record is from RefSeq and is a predicted model, not a curated record. Gene Ontology annotation, biological process: ribosomal large subunit biogenesis. NCBI's taxonomy places the organism in Eukaryota, Viridiplantae, Streptophyta, Magnoliopsida, Celastrales, Celastraceae. The transcript is spliced from 3 exons. Gene Ontology annotation, cellular component: nucleolus. Bases 92 to 658 code for a protein of 188 amino acids.
GUUCCCUUUUGUCAUUGUCGAAUUCUGAAGCGCUGCCGGCCCUAAACCGUAACCAGAAAACCAGAGAGCGAGGUCAAGGGGGAGACGCACAAUGGGAAGGUCGAGAAGAAAGUUGAAGAAAUCAACGGCAAAGGUUCGAGUGGGUCUCCCCAAGAAGAACCCAAACGUGUUCAAGCCGGCCUUCUGUCUUCCUCCAAAGCUUCGCUCUUUAGCCCAUGACUCCAAAUGGGAUGACAAAGCUAGCGUCAUCCAGAACUACAAGUCGUUCGGCCUUGUCUCUAACCCCAACUUGCUCGGCGUCCGGUGCCGCACCUCCCAUGUUAUCGAGACCGAGUCACUCCAAGUUCCUCCGUCACCGUCUGAUCAGCCCGCCGAUGAGUCCGAGCCCAUCGACUCCGGCAGCGACCUGGAAGAAGACGAUUUAAAAUCAGCCCUUGGGAAGAAGCGAAGAGAUGGAAAACAGGCAUGUCUGCAGCCAUUAACCACAAUGCAGCGUGUUCAUAUUGGUCGGCUGGUCGAGAAAUAUGGGGAUGACUACCAGGCCAUGUUCAUGGACUCUAAACUGAAUGCAUUGCAGCAUUCAAUUGCGACUCUGGAGAAGCUGUGCCAAAGAUACAACAUAUGCAAAGAUAAGAAUCCCUUGAUUGUUAAAAGUUGAGAAUGAUUGAAAUUUGUAUGCGGUAUGGCCAUAGCAAUAGUGGAAGUACACUAUGAUUUAUUGUCCUCAGGAUUUUAUCUUACUGAAAGUUCUAAGUUUUGGUAACUUUUAAGUUUUUCCCUUUUGCUGAAGUUACUCUUAGUUUGUAAGGAUAGUUAGCAUUGUACUUUUGGUGGUAGAAUCUCACAUGGAAAUCGAAACUUGUUUCAAAGAAGCAGAGGUAUCUUGCAACAGAAAUAGUUGCUUGGAUCUGUUACUUCUUUGACAUUAUUCAAUCUCCGUGGCUUAAAGAGGAUGUCAACUCUUUGACAGCAAGAAAUCAAGCUUAUGUUCUUGUUAA